AUGGCGCCCGCUUUUAUGGACGCUCCGCGCGCCGCAAGCAAUUCCGCUGAUAGGUCGGUAGCCGUACGAUGCAGAGGAAUCGUUGUCAAUAUCACGGUCACUAAGACCACCACUGCCCAGGACGUUCUGCAGGCCUGCUCUUAUGAGAUGGAAAAGAUGUCGCGGCAUAUGAAUCCCGACGCCAAUGUCCUCAUAGAACCACUGUCUAACUCGGGUGUUGAAAGACGGCUGCGGCGCUACGAACUGGUCUGCGACGUCAUGAACUCUUGGGAGGACGACUCACAAUACAAAUUGAUGGUUUCGCCUGGCUCCCCUGAGACUGACAAGGAACUAGACCUUGGCAACGUCCCCAGGACACCAUCGGCGCCGGACGGCUUUUCCAUUGCCCUCUACCACUCUCAGCGGCCGGGGAAAUGGACCAAGUGCUACAUCGUCUUGUACCAGAGCGGACAGAUGCUCGCAUCAAAAAAGCCGGAUCCUGGGCGCUCUGACAAGCAUGUGGUGACAUUAUGUCACCUCUCCGACUACGAUAUAUAUUCACCGACAGAAGCCCAUAUGCGGAAGGUUUUGAAGCCUCCCAAGAAGUACUGCUACGCCGUCAAAAGCCAGCAAAGAUCAGCCCUUUUCGUCAACAACAGCAACUAUGUGCACUUUUUCUGCACCGAUGACCGCGAGGCGGCACAGCGGUUCCAUUCGCUCGUGCACGGCUGGCGAAGCUGGUACCUGGUGAACAGGAAACUGAACCUGCGAUCAGCGGUGGAGCGGCGCCCCCAGAAGUACAAUGAAGAUUCUGGUUAUAAGAGUGCCCCGAUCGACUUUGAAUCUACGCCGCCCGCCUCCCCGAAGCACUACCCAAUUCCACCCUUGCCGGUCGUACCAGCAGCUUAUCUCAAAGAAAACAAGUCCGCGUUCGCCGCCAACGGGUUGCUCGGCGACAGAUACGACAAGCGCAAAGCACAGGCUAUAAAUAACGGGUCCGAGCAGAAGAUGGCCCAGGAAGCCGACCCUUUCACAGACGGCCCUAGCCUGCUGAACAGCCGUACAGCUCCCUCCGCAACCCCUGCAUAUCCGACAACCAGCCGGCCGCGGACAUCAUCCGGAUCCGACGGGCCAGUGACAACAAUGCCCAACAUUAACAGGGCAAAGGACCAAUCAUUUUCUGUACACAGUCCACAGCGACAAGCACAACGCCCCGUAUACCCUACUUCUCCCCCCACUCGCCGGCCAAGCACCUCGUCACGACCGCCCUCGAUCGCGCCUUCUCGAGCCCCAUCCAUCCGCGAGCGGCCGCAACAGCAACAACAGCCGCUCGUCGACCUAACGCCCACCUUUGUCGAGCCUCCCCAAUGGUCGCGUGAGGGCCGCGGCAGGGGAGUGCGCGUCACGGACGGAAAGCCCCUCGUCGACCUGGCAACGAACCCUGUUCUGCCGCCAAGCAGCACGGCGGCCAGGCUCCUUAAGGAGAGCCCUCCACAAAACCUCAUUCGCCGCGCCGAGGCCGGCAGCAGCAGCAGCAGUAACGGCGCCUCCAAUACCAAACCAGCCACCCUUAUGCAGCAAUACGAGCUCCGCGAGCAGCAGAAGAGAAGGAGGGGCGCCACUGUUACCAACGGGUCUGGAUCCGGGAUUGGGCUUGGGUCUUCUGGUUUGGUCUCUAGGUCUAGGUCAGUCCGGAGUACUGCUGGUGGCGCUACAGCCAUGAGCAGAGGCGCCAUGGCCGCGGCGGAGGCGGAUCUGCAGUCCCGAGGGAGGGUCAUGGGGGUUGGCGAGCUGGACAGGGGGAGGGUGAGGGAACGGCGGAGAAGUGUUGACAACCGAGAGAGAUGA
Canariomyces notabilis is the source of this 1827-nucleotide messenger RNA. RefSeq lists its product as uncharacterized. Lineage: Eukaryota; Fungi; Ascomycota; Sordariomycetes; Sordariales; Chaetomiaceae. The transcript has 2 exons. The coding region runs from base 1 to 1827 and encodes 608 amino acids. The record is from RefSeq and is a predicted model, not a curated record.